Messenger RNA from Daldinia caldariorum, 2861 nucleotides. RefSeq lists its product as uncharacterized. Gene Ontology annotation, biological process: phospholipid biosynthetic process. The transcript has a single exon. The record is from RefSeq and is a predicted model, not a curated record. NCBI's taxonomy places the organism in Eukaryota, Fungi, Ascomycota, Sordariomycetes, Xylariales, Hypoxylaceae. Bases 113 to 2371 code for a protein of 752 amino acids. Gene Ontology annotation, cellular component: endoplasmic reticulum membrane. Gene Ontology annotation, molecular function: glycerol-3-phosphate O-acyltransferase activity; glycerone-phosphate O-acyltransferase activity.
ACAGUUGGUAUAUGGAUUAGGAAUCGAUACGACAGCUUCUAUCCGACUUACUUUUUCUUCCCUCCCGCAUAUCCGACGACACGUCCUCGAUUCCUCUUUUUUUUGUGCGAUCAUGGCCGACGGCAAACACGCUGAAGAGGCACGGUCCUCCGCCGCUGCGAAGCCAAAACCUGGCAAAGAGUUAUACCCGAUGUCAGACUGGAAAUACGACGCCUUCUUGCACACCUUUUCCGUCCUGGUAGAUCUGUUCUUCCGCGAAGUCCACCCGCGAGGCGCAUGGAGGGUCCCGCGAACCGGGCCUAUCCUGUUCGUCGCCGCGCCGCACGCGAACCAGUUCGUCGACGGCCUGGUCCUGCAGCGGACCCUGAAGAACGAGGCCAACCGCCGCGUGGGCCUGCUCAUCGCCGAGAAGUCCGUCCACGGCUUCAUCGGCUGGGGGUCGCGCCAGACCGGAUCUGUCCCCGUGGGCCGCGCGCAGGAUAAAGCGAAACCCGCUUCAGGCGUCAUCUACCUGCCCGACCCCAUCAAUGACCCAACCCUGAUCCGAGGCGUGGGCACCGACUUCGAGAAGGAAGCCGAGGUUGGCGGCAUGAUCUUCCUGCCCUCGGUGAAGGGCCAGUCGGGUAGCUCGGUCGACAUCUCCCAGAUCAUCGGGCCCGAGGAAAUUCGCAUCAAGCGCCCGUUCAAGGGGAAGGUGCCCCUGCAGCAGCUCACCGGUCGAGACGAUAUCGACGAGAAGGGAAAUCUCACUAACAAGGGAUUGAGAGGUACUAAAGAUGGCUACGAGGGUACUAAGUUUAAGCUGGCGCCUCACAUCGACCAGACCGAGGUUUACAAAGCGGUCUUCCACCGUCUAAGAUCUGGCGGUUGUAUUGGAAUUUUCCCCGAAGGAGGUAGCCAUGACAGGACAGAGCUGUUACCGCUGAAGGCCGGUGUUGCUAUUAUGGCAUUGGGUACCCUGGCGGAGGAUCCCGAUUGUGGACUGCAGAUUGUUCCCGUCGGGAUGAACUAUUUUCACGCGCACAAGUUCCGGUCGCGGGCUGUUGUCGAAUUUGGAGCGCCGUUCCAAAUCCCCAGAGACAUUGUUGAAAAAUACAAGAAUAAUCAGAGGAGAGAUGCGAUUGGUCAGACGCUCGACAUGGUGCACCAAGCUCUGAGCGCCGUUACGGUAUCGGCUCCGGAUUACGAUACACUGAUGUGCAUCCAGGCAGCCCGGAGACUAUACAAUACCGGAAAGAAGCUACCUCUACCCAUGGUGGUGGAAUUGAACAGGAGACUGGCUGUCGGGUUCUCCAAAUACAAGGAUGACCCGCGCAUUAUCGAUCUGAUGAACAAUGUCAAGAUUUACAACAACCAGCUCCGCUAUCUUAAUAUCAAGGACCACCAAGUGGCCUACGCUAAGAUGACCCUCCCCUCGGUCAUCGUCACCCUUCUAUACCGAAUUAUCAAACUCCUAGUCCUCUCUAUCGGUGUCAUCCCCGGUCUGGUUCUAUUCGCCCCGGUCUUCGCCGCGUCUAAGAUAAUCAGCCACAAGAAGGCCAAGGAAGCGUUAGCGGCUUCGUCGGUUAAGAUUCAGGGCCGGGAUGUCAUGGCUACGUGGAAACUACUGGUUGCUAUGGCUUUCACGCCUGUGCUCUAUAAUCUGUACUCUAUCUUGCUCUCAUUCAAGGUAUACCAAGAUCACCUUUGGGGCUACGUACCGGAGUGGGUGCCGUUUUGGCUGGUCUUUGUCGCUGGCUGGGUCGUCUUCCCGGCUAUCACGUUCGCCGCCUUACGGUUCGGCGAGGUCGGCAUGGAUAUCUUGAAGUCGCUCCGGCCUCUCGUCCUGUGCAUCAGCCCGACGGCGAGCAACAGUCUCCACAAGCUCCGGGAGCGGAGGGCGGAGCUGGCGGAUAAGGUGGUCCAGGUGAUCAACGACCUGGGCCCAGACAUGUACGAGGACUUCGAGCACACACGGCUGAUCGCGGACCCGUCGCGCGCGGACGGUUCGCUGUCGCUCAAGGAGCCGGCGACCUCCGCCGACGCGACGGAGCCGACGCCGCCGGACUCGCCGCACCUGUCGCGCAAGAACACGACCAAGUCGAGCCAGGCGAUCCCGCGGAACGAGUCGUUCAGCAACAUCGGCUCGAUCGGCAUGUUCGCGACCCGCCCCCCUUCCCGGUCGAGGAGCCGGAGCAGCAGCAGCGGGGGAGGGUUCGGGUCCGGAGGUUUCCCGGUAUCCGCGUUCACGGCGCUGGACACGCACGAAGGGUUCAACGAGGCGAGCAACAAGAUCCGCGCGGCGAUGAGGCAGAGGGGUCAGCUGAGGAGAAGGAAGAGCGGCUUCUCGUCGGACGGGGAGGGGAGCGAGGGGGGUGUGAGUAUGGGAUGAAAAAGAGAGCGAGAGAGUUUUAUGAAAACCUUCUUUUUAUGUCAUUUUGCUUUGUCUCUGCGGGAGGGUAAAUUUGCUUUUUUUUCGUUUGUUUGUGGAAAAAACGCCUUAAUUACCUAUUUACCUAGAGAUCGAGAGAGGAGAUAAGAUAGUCUGGGCUUGGCCUGGCCUGGCUUGGCUUGGCUUAGUUCGGACUGGACUGGACUGGAGUGGAAUGAAGUGAAGUGCUUAGAACGGAUAGGUCCGAGUUUUUAGGAUCGAAGGAAAAAGGAAAGGGGGGGAGAAGUAAUUGAGCAUUUGUAAUGGAGCAGGCGCCGUUUUUCAGCUGUGAAAAGUGAGACAGAAGGGGAGAGAAGGAAAGAGAGGAGAGAGCAGAUGGAAUAGCAGAGAGAUGUGAGGAGACGGAAUAGGAGUUGGAGUAGGAGUAAUGUAUACCCGAGCGUACAGUACCUAUGUUGACGGACAGGUAAACUGUUGUUGUUGUUGGCAG